Molecule: messenger RNA, 1856 nt
Organism: Tilletiopsis washingtonensis
Lineage: Eukaryota; Fungi; Basidiomycota; Exobasidiomycetes; Entylomatales
Exons: 6
Coding region: 422-1750 (442 amino acids)
Source: RefSeq, a predicted model, not a curated record
AUCUAAUGAAGGCGAGCUGAAGCCAAAGACAAGGCUGCGGUGCCGCAAUAAGCUCAUCGUCGACCGCAGCAGCACAGUGUCAGCGCAGCGCCGAGGUCAGCAUCUGGCCGCCGGAGACGCCGAGCUUGCCCGCGCUGUGCCCUCCAGGUGCUGGCCCGCGGCACGUCACGUGCGCCGCCCCUGAUGCCGCUCCUGGCCGCCGGGUCCUGCCGUGAGCGCUGCGGCUGCGGCGUGCGACGAUGUGCGACGUCCUCGUCAGACUUGAAAGCGUGGGAAGCGAGGCCGAUGACGUCGAGGGCCGCUGGUGCGGGCGGCAAGACCCCUGAGCGGCUGGCGCUGCGAGGCGCGGGGCUGUGCAUGCGCUCCGGCUUCGCGGCGCACGGCCUUCUCCUCCACCAUCAUCAACUUAGGCCAGCAAGACAUGCUCGACGAGGCCGUCGUCGUCGAGGGCUUCCACUCGCUGCUCAAGGCCAGUCUGGCGCAGGCGCGAGCCGAGGGCCUGCUGAGCGACGACGAGCUGGCGCGCGCAGAUGCCGAUGUGCAGAUCGCAGCGCCCGCGCUGGCGCUCUUCUUCGCGGCGCUGCAGGCGCGCGGCGCCAGCAUCGCCAUGCCCGACGGCUCGUUUGCGCUCGACGAGGGCAACUGUCCGCCUAGCCUGCGGCCGUACUUUGACGUAUGGGCACGCACCAUCGCGCCGAUCCAGGCGCUGCCGCUCGAGGCGCGGCACGACCUGGCGCUGCUGCUGUGCGAGAAGGCGGCGCAGAGCUCGCCGGCGCGCGCCGACGUCGUGCGCCGCCUCAAGGCCGACCUGCAGCUGUGUGCCAUGGAGAUCCUGCAGCGCGGUUCGUUCCAGCAGCGCUUCGGCUGGGACCUGCAGCACGCCCUUGACGCCAGCCUGCGCGAUGGAAGGAGCAGCGGCGAGAGCGCCCGGUCGACGACGACGUAUGAGCCCCCGCCGGGCUAUGAGGCUGGACCAGCAUCAACGUCGCAUGCCCACAACCAUCCGCAGGAGAAGCUGCUGCCGCCAGCUCCACGGCCACCACCGCUGCCGCCCCGUGGCCGCUCCAACAACAGCCUGUCAGCUGCGUCUUCGUCCUCGCGACCUGCAUCGCCCCUGCCGGCGCCGUCAGACACGCUCACGCUGAUCCGAGAGACGCUUUUCUCCGCCCUCGGCGACUGUAUGGCGACCAACCGGCCGCUGGCCGCACUCGUCGCCGAGGGGCAGCGCUCCAAGGAAGGCUACGGCGCGCGCUCCUUCUUUGCCGCGCUUUCGCUGGCCAUCCUCGACGUGGCACUGGAGCGCAUCGACCUCUCGAGCGCCGCCGGCGUGCCGUCUGCCUCUCCCGGCGCCGGCGUGCGCGUGCGCGCCGUGCAGGUGGGGGAGCACGACGAGCGGCCCACGAUCGACGCCGCCUCGUGUCCGCCGCACCUGCUGCCGCUGCUCGGCGCCCUCGGCGGCGUGGCGCGCGCCGUGCAGGCGCUGGCGCGCCAGGACGACGAGCUGGCAAUGCGCGAUGCCGAGCAAGGCCUGGCCACGGCAGACGGCUCGGCGGCGAUCGGGCGCGUGCGUGCGCGCCUGCUCGGCGCCCUGGAAGGCGUGCAGGCCCAGCACGCCGAGGUGGCAGACGAGCAGGUCGCGGGCGCGGCGCUCGCCAUCAACAAGCUUGCCAUAGCCAUGUUCGAGAUACCGACGCUGCGCGCCCGGCUCGCCGAGGCGCUGCAGGUGCUCGCUGCCGUGCACACGCUCUGAAUGCGCAGAGUCUGCCUUAGAUAUAGAUGUAGUUGUAUGAUACAGCGUGCGUCAGGUUGGGAGCGCAGGCCUUGUGGCUUGGUAUACCGCGGAAGCAAGGAGAGCU